Messenger RNA from Solenopsis invicta (red fire ant), 5211 nucleotides. RefSeq names its product bicaudal D-related protein homolog. The record is from RefSeq and is a predicted model, not a curated record. The transcript has 6 exons. Bases 485 to 2173 code for a protein of 562 amino acids. NCBI's taxonomy places the organism in Eukaryota, Metazoa, Arthropoda, Insecta, Hymenoptera, Formicidae.
CGUCAUCGUCGUCGAGAUUAAUGAUGCUGUUAAUGGCAACGACGAAGCGAUCGACCCGUUCGCAUUUCUGCGAUUACAAGUGCGUAGAGCGCAAUGUCAGGGCGACCGGUCGCUUUCGGUAGCCGAGCGUUGACACGAUCAGAAGAGAAGAGGAACACACCCGAGGGAGAGAAAGAGACAAAGAGAUAUCGAUGAAGUUGUAAGGUUGAGAGCUAAUCAAUGACGCCCAAUGAUUUGAUGCUGCCCACGCACGACCGCGCGACGUCCACGAGGGAAAGUCGAUCGUGAUCGACGUCACUUGUUCGUUAUCACACCGGGCCCGUGUCUAAUACAUCUGACGUAUUGUUGCCCAAGUGUUCAUCUCUCUGACGCGGUCCCCACUUCCCUCACCGUAUAUCGAUCGCGAAUUCGUCUCGCGAAUUGGUGACAAACACGAGUGACGUUACGCCGUGCUGUGCCGUGGUAGGAACGCCAAUAAUUCGCGAUGCUGCCGAAGAAGGAGCAGCAGACGGAGCCGUACGCUCUCGAGGACAUGAUAUCGGAUCUCCAAGCGAGGAGGCACUCGCUCGACCACGACGAAGUCGUGCAGGACCCGGCCGAGUUGCUCAAGCAACGCGAGAGGGACCUCGUCCUGGCCGCUGAGCUCGGCAAGGCUCUCCUCGAAAGGAAUCAGGAGUUAACGAAGCAAGCCGAGACCCUGGCCGAGGAGUACUCCGCCAAAUUGGAAAGUUUGGAGCAGGAGAGGCACCUGCUGCGAAGGAGACUCGAAGAAGCUAGAGAUGAGAGCGAGGCAAGAGCGUUGGAACUACAGGCUGAUGUGGAGACUCUUAGGAGUCAACUGGAGGAGCAAAAUGAGAAGGCGAGGAGAGCGGAGCGCGACCAAGCCGCCCUCGUCGCGGAGCUGACGGCGCAAAACACGAGGCUGGCCGAUCAGCUGAGAGAAGCUGCCAAACAGGAGGAGCAGCUGCUCGUGGAGGUGAAGGUGCUGCGGGAAAAAUGCGCUCUCAGGAACACCACCCUGCAGGAUCACGUCAGCAGCUUGGAGAUCCUCAGGGACGAGGUACAACUGGUAUCCGCACAAAGGACAGAGCUAGAAAGGCGGUCCUUGGAGCUGCGCGAAGAGAGGGCCAGGGCGAUGGCGGCCCUCGAGGAAGCCGAGGAGAGAGCCACGGCCUUGGAGCGGCUCGGCCACGAAGCGGAACACCGCGCGAGACUGGCCGAGAGGGAGAGGGAUGAGCUAGCGUCGGCGUUGGCGGCCAUCGAGAAUGAAAGAAGAACCCGGUCCGAUUCGAUACACAAACCACCGCGGUCUCUGCAAGCGGAGAUGGAGUGCGAGGAGAGCGGCAGCUCACUCGGAGAACAGGACGAUGGCAGUCUGAGAACGGAAGUGACGAGGGCGACGAAACGACUGAGGGAGUUGUGCGCCCAUUUGAGACGCGGCGAAGAUGACUCGGGUCUGCAGAGCGACUGCGACGAGUCCAUGCUAGUGAUCAAUCUCAACAACUCCGAGGCAGAAGUGAACACCAACGAGCGGGAGACUCACCCUUCGCCAACAAACUGUCCGGGUGCACUGUUAGAGCUGGUCGAAGAAGUCUACAAUCUCGCGCUGUCGGGUAGAGGGGCCCCAGGGGAAUUGGGAUUGGCGGUGGAGCUUCAUAGGGUACGAGAAGAACUGGAGAACUCUCGGGAGCAGUACAGGAUACAGGAAGAGGAAUUGAAGCGACGCGGCGAUACUGUCUUGGAGCUGACGAGCAAGUUCAGCGUCUGCGAGGCUGAACUUCGCGGCGUCAAGGAGGAACGUGACAGAGCGAGGGGCGAUAUCGAGCACUCCGAGUUGACGAAGGACGAGAUCGUAGCUAAAGCUUACAAGGUGCGGGAUCAGGCGGUGGCCCGGCAGAACAGGGUAGAGGUAGAGCUGGCCAGAACGCGGAUAGACAUCCUGCAGGCCGACAGCCAGCUGAAGGAGGCGAUCAAGCAGAAGGUCGAGCUCAGUCAGCAGCUGGAGCAGUGGCAGAUGGACAUGCAGGCGCUCCUGGACGAACACGUGCGCAGCAAACUGACCCCGGCCUCGCAGAUCGUCGCCACGAAAAACGGCGAGAACUCGGACAUGUCGGCACCGGCCAGGAAGAAGAGGAGCACCGGCUCGACGAAGAAGAUGUUCGGCCUGUUUUGACGAAAGUGACGCAGCGCGAUGGCUUCGUUGCAUUGAGCCGAGCGAUCGUGACUGACAUAGACCUAGGCUUCUGUGUUCCUGCGUUAAGAACCAUUUUGUAUAAAGUAGACGUCAACAGGAUUAAGAGAAGAGAGUGCGAAUUUAGUGCUCAUCUUGAGAAUCUGUUCUCUGCUAAAGUCAUUAAAUGAUGCUGCUUGGACCGUACAUACAUUGCGAUAUGUGGACUAAUCGUAAACUAGCAACUUUGAGCAUCUAAAUUUAGCAGUUCAAACUAGACCAGUUUCGUCUGGUCUCGUGCAAACUUUGGGACCUGUCUCGGCACGAAUGCCGAAGCGUUCUCGAUGCAUGACGCGUGCGAGAAACGUCCGCGUUGCUCACGGCGGGGAGCCUAUUACAUUGGUGCUCGUGUCGAAACCGUAAAUUCGAAUUUAAGUGGCAUCGCCGUAGAAACAGGAACGUCCGACUUUCUACGAUUCCUCAACCAGGGAAAGUCGCGGAACGUUCCUCCGAAAACGCUCCUCGCGCGACUCGACACGCGACAUCAAACUUUUCAUUCUUCGACUCGAUUACGCGCGUUUUCUGUGUCGGCCACUUUUUAUCACGCGGCUCGAUCGAUGUAAUCCGGCGGACUGUCAUUAUCGUUCACUCGACUGUUCAUGCGAAAAGUAUUAAUGACAUAAAAUUACGUUGCGACGCCGAUCGCUAAUGGAAUCAGCGAUGAGAUGGACAAGUCCAUCUCAUCUAGAAAAAAAAAAGAAAGGAGAGUCGUCGUUGAUGUGUGUUGCCUCCCCGAGAAAUUAAGGUUCCGUUACGAACGACGUCUUUUCUCCACGAUAGAUAAAUUUUCGACACGUCCAAGCGACGUUUCUAGCUCAGGGAAAUUUUUCGCGGACGCUCUUCUAAUUUUCGCUCUUUCAUCGCGUUUCUUCGUCCGCUCUCGAAAGAUCCAGAGGGACCACUGCAAUCGAAACGAGAUCGGUCACGGUCUCUCGCUUCACGCGGGCGAAGGGGAGGAGGAGUAUCAAUCGUCCGAAAGAUGACGAAAGAACGCGAAACGUUUAAUGUCCCGGCAAGACUGAUUAGGAUCGGCAAGAGGCGCAGCCGAGUUUUUUUUUCUCCCGCGCGCGAAAAUGCGUCCUGUCAUUUUCAUCAUCGUGGAACGAAUCGCUCUCCACGGUAACGAACGAUCUCCGAGUGGAAACUCCUUAUUUCGAAAUGGCCUCGCGCUCUGCUCGACAAAUAAUGAAACGAAUCGAAGUCACACGAGUGUCUCUCGCUCCGUUUCUUUCGCCGCGCGACGCGAAGACAUCGGAUUCCUCUCUUAAUAUAAAACAUUGUGAUACGCUGUGUCUUACGUUAGAAUCGAAGAAUGUUGUGGGCUUCCUGAUACAUUGCGGAAGCAUCACUUCUGUAAUCAAUCAACGAUCGUAUUAGAGCGCGAAAUUAAAGAAACUUUUUUUUUUAAUUUCGUCAACGAUUAAAUUGCGAGAAUGAAUAGUAAUUGAUAAGAAAGCCGUGAAUUUGUUAUGCACAAACGUGUACUCAAAAGUAGACCUACCACGGGCUUGGAUGACUUUCACUAUCUAUCUGACCAUGAAUAAUUACCGUCCGUCCAUCGUUCCGUCCGGCAGGACUAACGAAUUGUUCGCGAUACAACGAGGAGAAACGAGAGUAGGAUGAUGAAGCGCUUUGAAGAUGAUGAAAGUCGAUCGAUCCAGCCGGUGAUCAUUGAUAUAUUAACGCGACGAUAGUGCAAUAUCACUGGAACAUUUUUACAACGAUAUUUAAUCGAAUCGACGAAUGCAACUCGACUGCUCCUCGACGAUUCUGCGUUUCGCACUUGCAGAUAAAUCGGUCUCGAGGAGCAACGGCUGCGAUGCAUUUAGUGGCACAUGUGUGAUCUCUCACGUGUAGAAAUUGCAUGAACACGCGUGCGUGCGUCGCACAUAGCGAAUCGUUUGUACAUUAGUUUCCCCCCUCCUCCCUUCGUUUCUUCGGGGCGAGUGUACCGACGAAACUGUAUGAUAAUUGUAUAAUUCUCGAUCUGAUCAAUUGCGGCAAUAUUUAUUUAAUAAAAAUCUGUUUUACGAAUGAAAGUCUCGCUUCUAUCAGUCUCCUAUCCAUUGUCAUCCGACACGCACUGCAAGUCCAAUCCAAAUGUGUAAUUUUUACACACUCAAGUGCGUAAAACGUGGAGUCACUUUUUACACAUUUCUUUGCGUAAUUUUUCUAUGAUUUUUAUAUGCUUAGAUGUAUGUCAAUGUUAAAUUAAUGUCUAAACGUGUAAAAAAUACAAAAAUUACACGCAUAGAAAUGUAUAAAAAAAUGACUGCACGUUUUAGACACUUGGAUUUGGAGUACUUUUUAAUUAAUCUUAAUUAUUAGCUUAUUAAAUUAUAUUUAGUGUUCUUAAUUUUCCGGAAAAAAAUAAAAUUGAAGAAAAAAUACAACUGUGAUAAUGAUAGCAAACUUUGUUGAUGAAUUACUUAGAUAUUACGGCUUUUAAAUGGAAAAAAAAACUUUAAAACGACAAAGAAAAAAUUUUUCCAGCCUUAAAACACUAAAAUUAUUCAAUUCUAUUUGUUUGUUCGGUGACUUCGGCUUACCGCUUUUCUCGCUACAUGUCGUUCGUCCCAGCAAGCUGGGAAUAACGAGACACGUGAAAAGAAACAAAUAGGCAUUUAUUCACAAGAGGCAGGUGUAGUUACAGUAGUUUCAUUUCUGUCUUGCUUUUUGUAUAUAUAUGUAUAUAUAUAUGUGCAUAUAUAUACACAUAUAUAUAUUUAUAAUAGUAUCUUGUAACCGACCCGUAAUCACCGAUCGGUUCAACUACGCAAUACAAAUGGGCAUGAACAAUGGGGGCGGGUGCAUACAAAGUGUUUGUCCUCUCGCACACGAAACGCGCCGUUUCUACUCCGUUUCUUCUCUUCAUCUUUUUUUUUUUAAUUUUACUUUAAGCGCAGCGAGAUUCCACUUUAUAAAAUUCUGUGUGUACGUAUGCGUGUGUGUAUCGGCAGAUAGAAUCUCGCUGCUCGUUU